UAGCCACAGCUCUCUCCACCUAUCCCUAUCUUCUGCAUCCUCAACACUUGCACCCACUAGCUUCAUAUCCUCAUUUAUUACAUCCAUAUACCUCCUCUUUGGCCUUCCUCUUUUGCCUCCUGCCUGGCAGCUCCAUGUCCAACAUUUUCCUACCAAUAUACUCAUUCUCCCUCUUCUGAACAUGUCCAAACCAUCUUAAUCUGGCCUCCCUAACUUUGUCCCCCAAACGUCCAACAUGAGCUGUCCCUCUGAUGUACUCGUUCCUAAUCCUGUCCAACCUUGUCACUCCCAAAGAGAACCUCAACAUCUUCAGCUCUGCUACCUCCAGCUCUGACUCCUGUCUCUUCCUCAGUGACACUGUCUCUAAACCAUACAGCAUGGCUGGUCUAACCACUGUCUUGUACAGAACUGCAAUUUUUUCUAGGAUGUGCAAAUUGCUAUAGACAAUUUAUCAUGUACUACAGUUCUGUGACCUCUCUCCUCACCAUGCUGCUACAAGGCAAACCAGAGAAACUUCACUGGACCAAUGCCACCAAGGCAGCCUCUGAGAGACUCAAAACUUGUUUUACUACAGCCCCUAUCCUGAAGAAUCCUGACCCAAGCACACACUUCGACAAACUAUGAUGCCGUCAGUAAAGAACUUCUAUCCAUCAAUGCAGCCCCGGAGGAGUGAUGGCACUGGCUUGAGGGUGCAGGAUUCCCAUUUCAGGUGAUUACUGAUCACAAAUAUUUGGAAUACAUCAAGAACGCCAAAUGCCUCAAUCUCCAUCAGGUAAAGUGGACUUGCUUUUACAUGCUUUUGGUUUACUGUGUCCUAUCAACCCGGGACAUUUUGUGCGCAAUAUGGAAAACAAAAAAAAAGAUUGUCAUUCUAUUAGUCCUACGUCAUACUAAUAAUAAUUUUAAUUUUGAAAUCGGUAACCUUUCAAGUUGUAAAUUUCCUUGCACAAUUUAUCAAAUACAAAUGCCUCACAGAGGAAAAGCUGUUCAACCAGUUGUACCCAUCUACUUCAGCAACUGGAGGCCUGAUAUAUAACAGAAUGAUGUGCAGCUAAUGGUUUAUUCCAAGGACGCUAAGCAGCAAUCCAAGGAAUUCUGUUCAGCUUCUUUAACUUCUGUCUCCCUCCAUCAGUGAUAUGGUGACGCAUAAUGAUCCAGAGAUGGACUUAUUCCAACCAGAAUCAAACUCAAGCUCAGGAAGAAUUAAUACAAAAGACAAAAUUAAAGAAAGAGGUCAGUGGUCAUGUAAAGUUGAAUUUCUACUGGCUGUUGCUGGACAAAUCAUUGGACUAGGAAAUGUUUGGAGGUUUCCGUACUUGUGCUACAAGAAUGGAGGUGGAGUGUUUUUAAUACCAUAUUUGGUCUUCCUGUUUGCCUGUGGGCUUCCACUGUUUCUCCUGGAGAUAUCACUGGGUCAGUACACCAGUCAGGGCAGCAUCACAUGCUGGAGGAAAAUGUGCCCUUUGUUUCAAGGAAUAGGCUAUGGAAAUGUAGUGCUCCUGUUGUAUUGCAACAUCUACUACAUUAUCAUUAUGGCCUGGACAUUCUUCUAUCUCUUUUCCUCUUUUAGUAUUGAGUUACCAUGGGCUAACUGCAGCAAUACCUGGAAUACUGAAACCUGUUUUGAAUUUGAUAAAAAGGACAAUUUUAGCUACUCUAAUAUACCAGAGAAUGCAACUUCACCUGUUAUAGAGUUCUGGGAGAGGAGAGUGCUUAAUCUCACUAGCAAUGUGUAUGAGCUGGGCAGUGUGAGGUGGGAGCUGGCUCUAUGUCUCCUCUUGUCUUGGAUUAUCUGCUACUUCUGUGUGUGGAAGGGAGUAAAAUCAACAGGCAAGGUGGUCUAUUUCACUGCUACUUUUCCUUAUGUGAUGUUGGUGGUGUUGUUGGUGCGUGGACUCACAUUGCCUGGGGCCAUUGAUGGCAUCAAGUUUUACCUCUACCCAGAUCUUGCACAACUCAAAGACCCACAGGUGUGGAUGGAUGCUGGAACACAGAUUUUCAUGUCUUAUAGUUUAUGCACGGGCACUCUCACUGCUCUAGGAAGCUACACCAAGUACAACAACAACUGCUACAAGGACUGUGUUUAUUUGUGCCUUUUGAACAGUGGGACCAGUUUUGUGGCUGGCUUUGCCAUCUUCUCUGUGCUGGGCUUCAUGGCCUAUGAGCAGGGGACAGAUAUAUCAACAGUGGCAGAGUCAGGUCCAGGGUUGGCCUUCAUUGCAUACCCCAAGGCAGUUGCAAUGAUGCCUGUUCCACAACUAUGGACCAUUUGUUUCUUUCUUAUGAUUAUUUUGAUAGGAAUGGACACCAUUUUUGUGUUUUUGGAGGCUAUGAUGACUGCUGUAACUGACAUGUACCCCUCAUUCUUCCUCUUCGGUCAUCGCCGUGAAGGAUUCCUGCUCAUUAUUUGUGUGGGGUGUUUUCUGUGUGGCCUGGUUAUGGUAACAGAGGGUGGCUUGUAUAUUUUCCAGCUGUUUGAUUACUAUAGCUACAGUGGGAUGACACUUCUGUUAUUUGCCAUUCUGCAGUCAGUGAGUAUAGGAUGGGUAUAUGGGGCUAAUCGCCUGUAUGAUAACAUUGAGGACAUGAUUGGUUAUCAACCAUUGUUCUUAAUAAAGUACUGCUGGAAAUACAUCACUCCUCUUGUCUGCACUGGUACAUUUGUCUUCUCUCUGGUCAAAUUCACUCCUCUGAAAUUUAACAAUAUAAUGGAAUACCCCUGGUGGGGCUAUGCUAUUGGCUGGUACUUCACACUCUCUUCAACUCUGUUGGUUCCACUUUGGAUGAUCUAUGCUCUCCUCACCUCCAGUGGCUCGUUUAGACAGAGAUUACAUGUUCUCUGCACCCCAGAAAGAAAAGUUCCUCUGAACUCAAGCAGAAGGAAAAACUGUUCAAAUUUGAUUGGCUUUACAGUUGUACCACAAGGGGGAGAACAUCCUUGAAGCAAAAUCAUGGUGUUUGUUUUGGGGUACAUGUACAAUUGUAACUUUACUUCUGAACAUGACAAUCCCAUACUGUAAUUUAUUAAGCAGUUUUCUGCAAAAAGUGUUUCAAUUACUCAGUGUAUCUUACUGCAAGACCAGGUGCACCCCCUGGCUGUAAUCUGAAGAACUCAAGCAGCAGUGUGAGAGAAAUUUCAAAAUUUCAGCUUUACUUAAUAUUUAUAUCUAGACUUGUUAAACAAUUUAGAACAUGGCACAUUUUAUUUGAACCCACCCUUUUUUGUCUGAUCAAAAAUAUUGGAACAAAAAAUAUUGUAGCUGAUAGAUGUUGUCCAGGUAUGCCACGUAGGUUUGAUUUAAUUAAUCAAUAGCUCAGAAUUCCUAUUGGAAUGUUAUGCUUUUUGUGAACUUUUCUGUUGUUGUCUGUUCAUGACAUUGUUCAGGUGUAUGAUUUUUGUUUGUUUGUGCUGGAAUGAUAUUUUAGAACCUGACAUUUUCU
Hemibagrus wyckioides is the source of this 3441-nucleotide messenger RNA. RefSeq names its product sodium- and chloride-dependent GABA transporter 2-like. The coding region runs from base 1137 to 2942 and encodes 601 amino acids. The record is from RefSeq and is a predicted model, not a curated record. The transcript is spliced from 15 exons. Gene Ontology annotation, biological process: sodium ion transmembrane transport. Gene Ontology annotation, cellular component: membrane. NCBI's taxonomy places the organism in Eukaryota, Metazoa, Chordata, Actinopteri, Siluriformes, Bagridae.